This is a messenger RNA of Limulus polyphemus (Atlantic horseshoe crab), 699 nucleotides long. Its product is annotated as myophilin-like. The transcript has 6 exons. Gene Ontology annotation, molecular function: protein binding. Bases 60 to 665 code for a protein of 201 amino acids. NCBI's taxonomy places the organism in Eukaryota, Metazoa, Arthropoda, Merostomata, Xiphosura, Limulidae. The record is from RefSeq and is a predicted model, not a curated record.
AGUAGUUAGUUUGAAUUAUUUAUUUUCUUCCUUCUCAGUUUUCAAUACUAACUUUCAUUAUGGCAUAUCAGGGACCUGCUUAUGGUCUUUCUCGAGAGUGCAUGUUGAAGAGUAGGGCCAAAUUUGAUAUGGAUAAGGCUCUUCAAGUAUUAGAAUGGAUUGAAAAAGUGACAGACCUGGAGCUUAAUCCUCCCAACCCAGAGAGGGGCUUUGAAGACUUUGUGGAUUUUUGUGAUUGUUUGAAAGAUGGCAUGGCAUUAUGCAGACUGAUAAAUAGAAUAAUGCCUGGUGCUGUAACAAAAAUCAACAAAUCAGUUUCUCCAUUUAAACAGAUGGAAAAUAUUGAAAUGUUUUUGAAGGGAUGUUUAAAAUAUGGCCUUAAGUCUUGGGAUAUGUUUCAAGUGAAUGACCUUUAUGAAAAAAAGAACCCUUACUUGGUGGUGAACUGUUUGUUUUCUCUGGGAGGCCUGGCUCAAAGAAAUGGAUUUGAUGGUCCAGUCGUGGGUGUGAAAGUUGCUGAUGAGAAUAAACGAAUUUUUACUAGAGAGCAACUAGAAAUGGGUAAAACUGUGCUUAGCCUUCAGACAGGGACCAACAGAGGAGCCUCUCAAGCUGGAAUGACUCCUUAUGGUUCUACGCGACAAAUUCUGCCUGAUAGAAGAUGAAAUUUUUAAAAAUCGAACCAGAAAUUAAAAUGUU